This is a messenger RNA of Engraulis encrasicolus (European anchovy), 2915 nucleotides long. It is a transcript of the gene ldhd, whose product is annotated as lactate dehydrogenase D. Gene Ontology annotation, biological process: lactate catabolic process. The transcript is spliced from 11 exons. The coding region runs from base 71 to 1558 and encodes 495 amino acids. The record is from RefSeq and is a predicted model, not a curated record. Gene Ontology annotation, cellular component: mitochondrion. Gene Ontology annotation, molecular function: D-lactate dehydrogenase (NAD+) activity; D-lactate dehydrogenase (cytochrome) activity; FAD binding. Lineage: Eukaryota; Metazoa; Chordata; Actinopteri; Clupeiformes; Engraulidae.
GGAAACAAGUGGCUGGCAUUUGGAGAUGAGUGCCAAGUUUAAGUAUUAAACAUAACAGGGCUGCGAAAAUAUGACCUUGACUUUCGUCAGACAGUCCGGACGUUUGUGCCCUACAAUUGCAAAAUAUAGUCAUCUGUUGGAGCUAACCGUUUUGAAGAGAUCCUAUGCUGUUAAAAGCAGGACUGUAGAGCAUGUUAUCUCUGCCUUCCGCUCAGUAGUGGGAGAUGAUGGCGUUUCACUGGGCCAGACAGUAAGAGAGCAGCAUGGCAAAGAUGAAUCUGUGCACAGGUGCCAGCCUCCUGAUGUGGUGGUGUUUCCUCGAAGCGUGGAGGAGGUUAGUUCCCUGGCUAAGAUCUGCCACCACCACCGCCUUCCCAUCAUCCCCUUUGGCACGGGCACAGGGCUGGAGGGAGGAGUGGGGGCUGUGAAGGGUGGUGUGUGUUUCAGCCUGAGGAUGAUGGACCAGGUGUUGGACCUGCACCCUGAGGACUUCGACGUGACCGUGGAGCCAGGUGUGACGCGCAAAGGCCUCAACACGUACUUGCGAGACACAGGGCUGUGGUUCCCUGUAGACCCAGGCGCGGAUGCCUCGCUGUGUGGCAUGGCGGCUACCAGUGCGUCGGGCACCAAUGCGGUGCGCUACGGGACCAUGCGGGAGAACGUCCUCAACCUGGAGGUGGUGCUGGCCGACGGCACCAUCAUCCACACCGCAGGGAAGGGCCGGCGGGCCAGGAAGACGUCUGCAGGCUACAACCUGACCAACCUGUUUGUGGGCUCGGAGGGCACUCUGGGCGUGCUGACCAAGGCCACGCUGCGGCUGUACGGGCAGCCAGAGGGGGUGGUCUCCGCCGUCUGCUCCUUCCCCUCCGUCCAGGACGCCGUGGAUACCACUGUGCAGGUGCUGCAGGCCGGAGUGCCCAUCGCUCGCAUCGAGUUUCUGGACGAUGUGAUGAUUGAUGCGUGUAACCGCUACAACUCGCUGGCCUACCCGGUGACUCCCACCCUCUUCUUGGAGUUCCAUGGCAGCAACCGGAGUCUGGACGAACAGGUGUCUAUCACAGAGGAGAUAGCGAAGGAGAGUGGGGGUUCGGACUUUGCGUGGGCAGAUGACGAGACGCAGCGUGCCCGGCUGUGGAAGGCCAGGCAUGACGCCUGGUACGCUGCCUUGGCACUCCGACCCGGCUGCAAGGCUUAUGCCACAGACGUGUGUGUUCCUCUCUCCCGUUUGCCAGAGGUGGUGGUGGAGACGAAGGAAGACCUUAUCAGAAAUAGACUUACAGGGCCUAUAGCAGGGCAUGUGGGUGAUGGGAACUUCCACUGUAUUAUGGUGCUGGACCCCAACGACCCAGAUGAGGUGUGCAGGGUGCACCAGUUCACAGAGAGACUGGCCAGGCGGGCUCUGGCGGUGGACGGCACGUGUACAGGUGAGCACGGCGUGGGGCUGGGCAAGCGCGCCCUGCUGAGGGAGGAGGUGGGACCCCUGGCCCUGGAGGUCAUGCAGGGACUCAAGGCCACGCUGGACCCCAAAAACCUCAUGAACCCUGGGAAGGUCCUCUAGGCACCGCCCCCACCAUCACCACUACCACUUCUACUCCCAUCAAAACCACCACCAGCAACCUCGUGAGCACUGGGAAGGUCCUGUAAACACCCCCAUCACCACCGCUACCUUAACCAUGAACACCUGCAUCAUCAGCAAUGGGUCCUUGUCACAUGACCUCCAAUAUUUCACAUGAAGUCCAAUAUUUCAGUUUUUCCAAUUUUGAUGCGAUAAAGCCUCAGACCGCUGCUCGUUUAUUUACCCUGCUUCUUUUCAAAACCGGAAAAUGAAUCGUGCUACCAGCAUGCAGUUCCCUUUUCUCGCCACCAGGUGGCAUGUGGGAGUUUGGAAGCUGCUCCUCUCCUUCAGGAGGGGAAGGAGUAGAGGGGAUAGGUUGUGUGGCUGUGUAUUGUGUGGCUGUGUAACAAACAGGCCUCUUGGGGCGGGAGGUGAGGUGGGGGGGGGCUGAUUGUCUCAGUGUUUGUUGAGCAUCAAGGAGUACACUGAUUGUCCCUUUUCCCCUUGUCCCUCAAGAACCCUUUAUUAUUACGGUUUGUCUCAUGUGGCAGAGGGAGCGAGCGCACAGCUGCACAACAACAACAACAACAACACCACACCACCAAUUUGGUAUUCUAGUGACUGAUGUGGGGGAUUGAAUGGGAUUGAGUGGACGAUGAUGUGAUUAAUGAGCGAUGACAAAUGAUGCUUGUAGUGUUGACGAGGAGAGUCUGAGGAUGACGUGCAUGUGUACUUUUGUAUGUAGUGAAGCGGAAAAGUGCUUCUCUUGCCCAGCCAGAGGAGAGCUUUAGACCCCGUUUACACGUAUUAUGGAUAUUUUUGAAAACUCAAUCAAGCCUCUCAUAUACACAUUUCACCCCUCUCAUUUCAGCCUCUCGUUAACACGUAGUGUCUGGUUUUAAAAUAUCCCUUUCAGGCGGCGAAAGUGCACCUGUCACACUUUGGUGUUAUUUUUUUUUUUUAAUCUACGUGCUGUGUAUGUAAACGGAUAAAUACAGUAGAUAUCCAUGUUUAAAAAUAUUCAUAUACGUGUAAUCAACGCCUUAAUCUAUUUGCAUUGUUUAUAAUGUUCCCUUGGAGCUACAGUAUAGCCUGCCCUGCUAAGUAUACCUGCUCUUCAUAUGGAUAUGCGCACAUGUAAUUUAUUCAGUGUCUAUUUUUUAUGUAUUGCAGGUCUGAUUGAAUGCUUUGCAAAAUAAUCUACAUUUUUUUUUAAAUCAGCUCGAUGAGUUUAGCUAUAGUCCGCCGCCCUAUGGAUGUGGCAGUUUUGACUUUUCAGGUGUCAUUUCUCUGAGCCUCUUGUACUGUGAAUUGAAUGAGAUGUUUUUGUCUCGUAAUAAAGCCAAAUGAAAAAGCUUUU